Thyridium curvatum is the source of this 651-nucleotide messenger RNA. RefSeq lists its product as uncharacterized. Bases 1 to 651 code for a protein of 216 amino acids. The record is from RefSeq and is a predicted model, not a curated record. The transcript is spliced from 2 exons. Lineage: Eukaryota; Fungi; Ascomycota; Sordariomycetes; Thyridiales; Thyridiaceae.
AUGAUUGCUCGGGAUUUGGAGAUGCGUCGAGCGAUGAGGUGGCCCUUCUACUUCCUGUCCAGCCUGAGCCUCGUGGCUGGAAUCCUCGCGACCGUUAGGACCUAUGAGAUUUCAAAGACGACACAGCCGCCCGUCUACACCUACGACACCUUCUGCGCGACGGUGCUCGCCAUCCUGGAGCAGAACUUUGGCAUUGUCGCCGCAAACGUCCUCCCGAUGGGGCCCCUGUUCUCGCGGAGGCGACCACGAAUCAACCGCGCUCCUAGCAGAGUCAGCGGGAUCAGCAACCGGUCCGGGCACGUCGGCUGGGUGAGCUCGAACGACUCGACGACGAACCUGAAGCGGUCGUCGGCCCUGGUGAUCGAGGGUCCGCGGAGGGCGAGCUUCGAGACAUCGGCGUCGAAUCGGAGCCACCUUGACGUCGACAGCCGCUCGCUGCGCGACUCGUGGAAUGUCUCGGACGGGUGGCCGAGGGGCAUCAUCAAGACGGUCGAGGUGGAGGUCAUCGAGGAGGACCUCGCUGACAUCGAGAUGGCGCCCGGAGGCCGCUCAUCCCGGAUCAGCACCCUGACCGUCGAGCAUGACUGGGAGGCAAUGCUGCGAGCUGGCCCGACGCCGAUCCCGUCGCGAGGCCCAUCUCGUCAGGACUGA